AUGCCAGAAGGAACGCUUGAAGUUACGCUCGUGAGCGCCAAAGGCCUCGAGAAUACAGAUGUCCUCUGCAACAUGGACCCGUAUGUUAUUUUAUCGUACCGGAGUCAAGAAAAGAAAAGCAGUGUCGCAGCAGGCAAAGGAUCGAACCCCGAAUGGAACGAGACGUUCUUGUUCGAUGUUUCGAGUAAAGAUUCGGCGGAAUUAAAGAUCAAAAUAAUGGAUAGUGAUAGCGGCACUGCCGACGACUUUGUUGGGCAUGCGAGUAUCUCGUUGGAUACGUUGUUUCAAGAUGGAGAGAUCCCGGCGACGUCAUAUAACGUUAUGAAGGAUGAUGCAUUUUGCGGAGAGAUCCGACUCAGCCUCAACUUUACGGCCCAGAAAAGCCGAGGUUUUGAUCCAACGGACGGGAACAUUGGGGGAUGGAGACAAUCGGGUCGUGAUUGA
Cynara cardunculus var. scolymus (artichoke) is the source of this 444-nucleotide messenger RNA. RefSeq names its product elicitor-responsive protein 3-like. The record is from RefSeq and is a predicted model, not a curated record. NCBI's taxonomy places the organism in Eukaryota, Viridiplantae, Streptophyta, Magnoliopsida, Asterales, Asteraceae. The transcript is spliced from 5 exons. Bases 1 to 444 code for a protein of 147 amino acids.